This is a messenger RNA of Paramecium sonneborni, 3634 nucleotides long. Lineage: Eukaryota; Ciliophora; Oligohymenophorea; Peniculida; Parameciidae. The record is from the annotation of a GenBank genome assembly.
AUGACUCAUGGUAUUUUGAUUUUGUAAUUUAGUACUUUAUUUUGGAGUAGGAGAUUUUGCCUUAUAAAUGCAAACAAUAAUGAAUGACAAUCAGAAGUAAUUAGUUUAUCGAUUAUUCAGAUUGUAAAGAAUAGUGUUCCCUUAAAAUAAAUAUUCUAAAGAUCCAACUAAAACAUCAAAAAAAGGAGAGCAAGAGAUAUGUUUUAUAAGUGUAAUUUGUUGUGAGUAAAAUACAUUUCUGAUAGAUUGUAUUUUUUUAUUAUAAGAUAGCUUAAUAUGAACUUUGGGGUUUUGGAAAUUCUUAAUUUGCUUAAUUAGGUUUAUAACAACCAUUUGUAAAUAUGCCUGUAAACAUUUCAUAAAUAACUUAAAAUUCUUAUAAAUUAGUAAAUUCUGGAACCGGUUUUGUUGUUGCUUACUCAACAAAUAAAAAGAUAUUUGUUUGGGGUAAUUGGCACUAAUUAAAUUAUGGGGAAGUCUUUAAACUCUCCGAAAAAUAAGGCUUCACAGAAUAGAUAGACACAUUUUAUUAAAUAAGCAGUUUGGAUAUUACUUACAAUUUUUCUAUAAAUAGAUAAAAUGAAAUUGAAAGAAGAUCUAGUCAUUUGCCUGUUCACUAAGCUGAAAUCUUAGCAGUGAAAUGUAUAGGAACAACAACUUAUCUUUUAACUCCAAAUAAAUUAUAUUGUUUAGGAUUACAAUUAUAAUUUACAGUAUAAUUCAUAGGAAUAGCUUGUAGUUAAAAGCAUAUUUUAGCAUGGGAUGAUUAGGGUAAAGUUUGGAGUUGGGGAGAAUUCGCUGAUGGUAAGUUGGGCUAUAUGGAUUUUAAUUAGAAGGAGUAAUUAAGUCCCAAAUAAAUAGAAGAUUUCACAACAAAGAUAGUAUCUUGUGCAUGUGGAUCUAAUUAUAGUAUAGCUCUUGAUGUAAAAGGAGAUAUAUAUGGUUGGGGUAAAGGACCAUUCUAAAUGGAUUUAUCAAAAGCAGUUACACCAGUCAAACUUUGUUAAAAAUAGAAACCUUUCAUAAAAAUAAUGGCUGGUGAUUCUCAUUUUGGUGCAUUAGAUUUAUCAGGAUAAUUAUAUGGAUGGGGAAUUAAUAUUAAGAAUUGUUUAGGAGAUUUAGGAGAUAAAGUGAGAUAUCCAUAAUUAUUAGAAUUGAAAAAUGUUAAAGUAAUCGAUGCUGCUAUGGGUAGCACCUUUACUGUUCUUAUUGUUCCAGCUAAUUCAAAAUAUAAAUUACCAAGUUUAAAUGUUGAUUAGUAUACUUCAUAUUAAUAGAAGAGAGUAAGAGAAGAAGCUUCUUAUAUGAAAGAUUUUGCAGAUAAAAAAAAUAAAAUAGAUUAAAUCUAAAUGUAAACUCAAAUUCAAUAUUUUUGUGAUACCAAUGAAUCUCCUUCCAAAUAUACAUAAUAUGAAUAAACUGCUGGUUUGUUGAGAAAAAUGAAAAGUUAAGUUGAUUCUCUUAAAGGAGUUCCGCCAAAAAAUAAAUGGAAUACUAGAUCUCUAAGAUUAGAUACUGAUAUUAUUAGUUAUCAUACUCAGGUAAAUUAAGAUUAUGAUGAUGUAUAAUCUAAAUUGAAAUAAUUAGAAUAUCAAAAUUAUCUCUAUAUACCUGUGUGUAAUACUUCUACUCCAACAUCACAAACAUGGGAAUAACAUUCAGAUAUAGAUUAAUUGCUCAGUCAUGAAAAUGAUGUUUUGAAGUAUUAAUACAUUCUAAUGGUUAAGUCUUAAGAUGAAUCUAAAUUUAUGAAGACUUUAUUAAAUGAUCACAAAAAGAAUUCAUUUGAAAAUCAAAUAAAUUUAUAAUUACAAUCUAAAACUGCUAAAAGAAAGAGUGAUGAUCUUAAUUCAAGCGAUAAGAAAAAAUACCAUGAUAAAUUUGAUCAAUUUGAUCCAUAUUUCCUUUAUAAUGUUAAAAGAGACUUAAAGUCAUUAUCAUAAAAGAGAAAACAAAUCUUUUUAAAGAAAUAAAAAUUAAGAGAAGAACUUAAUAAAGAAAUUACAGAAAAAAUGUAACUUAAGAAAUUUCCAAUCUAAAAUAAAGAAGAUAUUAUUAAAACUAUUUAAGCUUAAGCAUAUGAAAGAGAAAUGAAACUCAGAAUCGUUCAAUAAAAAAAAUAAGAUAAUUUUGUAGAAAAAAUACAUCAUAUUCAAUAAUCAAUUUAAGAAAAAUCUCCAGAAUUUAGAUAUAAAAAAAGACUUGAAAUUAUCAGACAAUAAUAAAAUAUUUAAUUAUUUCGAAUGAUUUUAACUUAUUUUAAUAUGGAGAAUAUUUAUCAAAUGAUGUAAGAUACCUCUUAAAGAGGUUUAGAAUUGAAACGUUUAAUGUUUAAAGAACACAUGAAAGCUAGAGUCAUUUAAAAUACAAUUAGAAAAAGAAAUAUCAUUAAAAAAAUUAAAUAGAAACUAGGUUUAAGAUAAAAAAAGAUCUUGUUAUCAUUUAUAUUUAGAUUUAAAAUUCAUUUUAGAAUUAAAUCUAAAUAUACUCAUAUAAGAAAAAUCAAUUUAUUUAAUUUAAGAAGAUAAUUAUUUUUAAAAUUUAGAAUCAAUUUAAAAACAAUCAUAACAUAAACUUAAACAAUUUAAAAAUUUUGUAAAUGGUAUAAUCAUAAUUUUUAAGUUUAAUUAAGUUAUUUAAAUUAUAAAUGGGAUGAAUAUUUAAAGUAAAGUUUUAAAGGCUAGAUGACAGAAAAAGAUAGAGAAGAAUUAAAAUAACAUGAAUUACCACAUCUUAUUGAAAAAUAACAACAUCUUUUCGAGAAACUUAUUAUGCCAUAAAAAUCAUAAAACUGGAAUGAUCUUAAAUUUAAACUUAAGCCAGUAUUUAAAGCAACAGAAUUAAGAACAAAUUUAUUAAAAAAAGUUAAAACUGUUGUAUAAAUUGAUGAAGAUAUUAAAGAUAUCGAUCCUAAAAUUAUAGGAAGAGUCUUACUACCAUAUACCAAAUAUUUUGAUAAUAUUGCUCUUAGUGUCGCAGCUAAGAUAAGAUUUGAUUAUCAGAUGAUGAUAUAGAUGUAGGUUCAUGAAAAAGUCUAUAUGGAAGAAUUAGUAGUAAAAUAUGAAAUUCUUAAGGAACAUCUCUUAAAAUUAAGAAGAGAUUUUAUUAGAUAAAUGAGAGAUGUAAUUUAUCUAUUUUAUUAUUUAAGUUUUAUAUAAAAUUAAAUGAUUAUAAAGAAACCCAUAAGCAAUAAAUUAAUAUCGACAAAGGAAAAUUGAUGAUUAGGUUUAAAGCUGAUGGUCCUGAAAUUAAAUAAUUAAAGGCUAAAGAUGAUUAAGAAAUUAAAUAAAUUUUAUAAAAAAGAGAACUUUCAAGAAGAAGAAAUUUAUAAAAUUCCAUAAUUUUUAAAGAAAUAAUUUUUAAUAAAAUUCGUCAAUUACCAUAAGAUUAAUAACCCUUUCCAAAUUUAAUAUUAAAAUUAUCUGAAAAUAUGUGUUCUGACAUAAAACCGAAAUUUAAGCUGAGAUUUAAUCUAACGGAAUGGUCAAGGCUUUUUAAUUAAUAUUAAACUGAAAUAAAAUAAAGAUAUCUAGCAAUAAUGAAUGAAGCGAGAAAAGCUGCUGCACUUAGAACAAAACAAUUAAAAUAGAACAAAUUGAUUAAAAAGAAAAAAACUUAAAAGACAGAAUAAUGA